Molecule: messenger RNA, 1006 nt
Organism: Leptomonas pyrrhocoris
Lineage: Eukaryota; Euglenozoa; Kinetoplastea; Trypanosomatida; Trypanosomatidae
Product: Qa-SNARE protein
Exons: 1
Coding region: 14-1006 (330 amino acids)
Biological process (GO): intracellular protein transport; vesicle fusion; exocytosis
Cellular component (GO): SNARE complex; plasma membrane; endomembrane system
Molecular function (GO): SNAP receptor activity; SNARE binding
Source: RefSeq, a predicted model, not a curated record
GUCCCUUACAACGAUGGACCGUCUUCCACAGCUUCGUGCGGCCGCCGGCUUGGGACCGCUGCCCGUCUCCGCACUCGUCACCUCGACCCCACCACCCGAGUCGGCCAAAAACUUUAGCCUGCCCGAAGCGCCGGUCACGAUUACCUUCAAGGAGCCGCCGAGCGAAAUCGACCAGGACACGAUGGAAACCCUCGCGGCCUUCUACAAGGACGCGGCGGAGGUGCAGGGCUGCGUCUCGACCAUUCGGACCGUCAUGCAGGAGUUGCAGCAGAGACACUCGGAGAACAUGCAGACGGUGGAUGAGGCGCGGUCUAAGGUUCUGCGAGGCGAGAUCGAUGACCUGUCGCGGCAGACCAGCGAUACGGCGAAGGCGGCAAAGGACAAGCUCGACGCGAUGUCGAAGAACACCGCGAAGCUGAAGGAGACUCCGGACAGCAUCGCCGCCAAUAGCGCCAUCAUCCGCAUCGAGGAGAACCAGUACACGCACCUGGUGCUGAAGCUGACGGUGGCCAUGGCGGAGUAUCAGCGGCACCAGGCGGCGAACGAGGCGUUCUACAAGGCGCAGACGCAGCGGCAGAUCAAGAUCAAGUACACGAACCCGGACGGCAGCGCCAUCGAUGACGCGACGGCGGCGCAGCUAGCCGAGCAGGUGCUGGAGAACAACACGACGAGCUACAUCUUUCAGCAGAGCAAAGACGUUCUCGCCUCCAUCAUCGAGACGCGCAACGACAUUUACCGCAUUGAGCAGUCGAUGCGGGACCUGAACCAGCUCUUCAACGAUCUCGCCUUCUUAGUAAACGAGCAGGGUGAGCUGAUGGAUGUAAUAUUGGCAAACGUUCAACAAAGUACGCGCUACGUAGAGAAAGGUCGCGAGGAGCUGAAGAAAGCUCGAAAGUAUCAGAAGAAGAGUCGGAAGAAGUUGAUCUGUUUAAUCGUGUGUGUGUGCAUCGUCAUUGCACUGUUUGUUGUUGUUGGUGUGUUAGCCGGUACUCUUAAAGUGCAUUAG